Messenger RNA from Rhincodon typus (whale shark), 657 nucleotides. Its product is annotated as zinc finger protein 664-like. Gene Ontology annotation, molecular function: DNA-binding transcription factor activity, RNA polymerase II-specific; RNA polymerase II cis-regulatory region sequence-specific DNA binding. The transcript has 3 exons. Gene Ontology annotation, biological process: regulation of transcription by RNA polymerase II. Bases 1 to 657 code for a protein of 218 amino acids. The record is from RefSeq and is a predicted model, not a curated record. NCBI's taxonomy places the organism in Eukaryota, Metazoa, Chordata, Chondrichthyes, Orectolobiformes, Rhincodontidae.
AUGGAAGAUAAAAGCACCAUUCACUGUGAGGAGAACAAAUACACAUGGUCUGUGUGCAGAAAAGGCUUCAGCCAAUCAACUGUCCUCAAGAACCACAAAUGCAGUCACACUGGAGAGAUGCCAUGGAAAUGCGUGAACUGUGAGAAAGGAUUCAAUUGCCGCUCUGCGCUGGAAAUUCACCAACGUGUUCACACUGGGGAGAGGCCAUUCAUCUGCUCCCUUUGUGGGAGGGGAUUCGCUCAGUUAUCCACCCUGCUGAAACACCAGCAAGUCACAUCCCAUCAACGUGUUCAUACUGACGAGAGACCGUUUAAAUGUUCAGAGUGUGAGAAGCGCUUUAAAGGUUCCAGGGAGCUGAUCGUCCAUCACCGUGUUCACACUGAUGAGAGACCAUUCAGGUGCUCUCACUAUGGAAACGGGUUCAAGAGAUCAUCCCAACUAACUCUACACCAGCUUCUUCACACUGGGGAUAGGUCGUUCAUCUGCUCUGAAUGUGGGCAGAAACAGAAGUGUGCUGCCAUUGGAGAGAGGCCUUUCACCCACUGCAUGCGUGGGAAGAAAUUCGGUGAAUAUUUCACCCUGUUGAUACACCAGCGAGCUCACACUGGGGAAAACUCUACAAAGUACAGGCUUAAAGUGCUCAGUCUCUCCUCAUAA